UGGCAUAAGAAGACACAGACAAAGGAAAUGCGACUACAGACGUCCAACUCACCCAACAGGAUUUUGAGGCUACUAACAUGGAGACAGUCGAUUUCAUCCAAGAAAAAUUAACUGAAUGGGGUCUCAGGGAGUUCAUCCAUCGGUUUCAAGAGGAAGGAUUUGACAAAGAAACUUUUCUCAGUCUUGGAGAUUCUGCCAACCUUAAAUUGUUAAUUCCUAAACUUGGACCACAAGUCAAAUUUAGAAAUAGACUCAAAGAAUACUUACAAAUAAGGACCAGCAGUUUUGUCCAGGGCAAAUUAACAGAAUGGGGAUUCAGCGAGCUGAUUCUGAGAUUUCAGGAAGAAGGUAUCGACAAAGAGGCCUUCCUAAAUCUUGAGGAGUUGGGAAACAUUAAUACCCUGAUCCCUAAAAUUGGGCCAAGAGUUAAAUUUCGAAAGAGACUCAAAGAGUAUUUACAGACAUUGAAAACAAAUGAUGACACUCCUGAAAGGAUAGACACAAGCUCAGACCAAGAGGAAAACCAAGAAAUGGACUCAUCUCUGUUUCUGUGGAAUUUGGAGUCUACGUCACGAUAUGAUACAGAUGAUGGCAAAGCAAUGUCUAAGGAGCCAAUUUACCCCGGUGGGACAGUGAGUAGAGGGAAAGGGCUUCUUGCUGCAAUGCUCUUCAUACUGCAUCACCAGCUCCCUGCAGCAGUACAAGGCAGUCUCAUGGCUCUACUAAACUUCCUUAUCCCAGGCCUAAUAGUUGAAACUCGGCAUCUUUUUCAAGCAGUCCAUUCUGUCUCUACUGUAUUCUACUGUGACCAAUGUCAAAACUACUUAGGAAAAAAUCCAACAUGUUGUUCAGACUGUAAAAAGACAUUUGAUAAAGCUAGCAGUUUUAAAAAUGGAAACUUCUUUUUGUAUGCCUCUCUCAAAGAUCUUCUUAAAGACAUUCUUAACAACUAUGGCACAAAGCUAUUACCCAAAGUAGCUAAACAUGACCAUGACUUUACAGAUGUUCUGGAUGGGCUGAUGUACCAGAAUCUGCUUAAGCAAGGCACACUGGGAAAGGAUGACCUUACACUGACAUGGAACUGUGAUGGUGUACCCAUUUUCGAACCUAGGUUCUCAGUUUGGCCCCUUCAAUUUAUGAUUAAUGAACUUCCUUAUGCACUGAGACAAGAAAAUCUGAUAGUGGCAGGACUUUGGUUUGGCCCAAAAAAUCCAAAAAUGGACACAUUUUUAAAGCCUUUCAUAGAUGAAUGCUGUGAUCUUGCCCAGAAUCCCUUUCAGUGGAAUGACAGCAGUGGUGCAGCUCACUCUUCAAAAGUCUUCUCAUUGGUUUGCUCGUCUGAUGCCGUUGCAAGGCCACUUCUCCGGAAUUGCAAACAAUUCAAUGGAGAGUAUGGCUGUGACUGGUGUCUACACCCAGGCAAAGUGACGAGAAAGGGAUCCGGCUCUGUAAGGUCAUACCCAUACGAUGAAGUUGAACAAGUUAAAAGGUCAAAGAUAAUGUUUGAGGAUAACGGAAAAGAAGCAGAAGACAAUAACUUGCCAGAGAAUGGCGUGAAAGGGAGGUCCUCACUGUCUGGUCUUCCAGUCUUUGACAUUGUUUUGGGAUUUGUGCCAGAAUACAUGCACUCCGUUCUGCUUGGUGUGUCCAGACAACUCAUGUCUCUAUGGCUGGACCCAAAAAAUUCUAGCAAAGCCUGGUAUGUUGGUCAACACAUUGACCAAAUGGAUUCAUGUCUGCUCCGUCAAAAGCCGCCAGCAGAAACAAUCCAACGUCCACAUUCACUGAAAAAUUGGAACAAUUGGAAAGCAUCACAGUGGAGAGCUUUCCUCUUAUUUUAUGCUGUCAGUGUCCUGCCAGGUGUUCUCCACCCUCCAUUUCUGACACACUAUUUCUUUUUGUCAUUUGGCAUUCACAUUCUUCUCCAAGAAUCAGUAUCUCAGUGUGACCUUAAAUUGGCCCAUCAUUACUUAGUACAGUUUGUGGUAAAAAUGAAGGAGCUUUAUGGUGAAGAAAAUGUGUCUUUCAACUGUCAUCAGUUAAUUCACCUAGCUGAAAGUGUACAAAACUGGGGGCCUCUGUGGGUAACAUCAGCCUUUUCUUUUGAGAAAAACAGUGGGAAAUUACGGAAGCUUUUAACAAACAUCAAUUACAAUCAUAGACACAUUUUCCAGAGGUUUCUUUUUUGGCGGCAAAUACCCAGUCACCUUAAGUCUUCGGUUUUUAGCCACUCUGUAAAAUUUGGAGAGGUGUUGACCAAGCUAUCAGGAGGAAGUGAUGAGGAGGAAUCUUACUCACAGCUUGGACAUUCGGAGUCUCUGGAAAUUACAGGCGUAGUCAGACUGGCGAUAGAAGAACUCUUACAUCGACCAGCUCUCGUCAAGUCAGUGGAAGUUUUUGACAGUUUCACAGUAGGAAACACUGUUUACAGAAAAGAUUGCGUCAUUGCACUUAAGAAUGGCAACUAUGGAGAAAUACAGUUCGUGUGCAUGUUCAAAGAGAAGUGUCUUUGUACAUCAGGCUGUUUGUGCCGGGCUGUUCCAAUCACUGUGGUCCACAUGUAUAGCAUCAAACCUGACCCACUGUUCACAUAUAUAAAUCCAAGUGAUGCAUCAAAGAUGAUCUUUGUGAGAGUUGAAAAGACAGAACACACCAAAGCCUUCUUCUUAGAUGACAUUAGGUGUAACUGUAUGUAUCUUAACGGUUGGCUUGUGCCUCUACCAAACUCAUAUGAGAGACAUUAAAAGUCGCUCCACAUCUUCAUGCUGUAAAAACAAGAGGGGAUGGAGUCUUUGCUGUGUGCCAGCUGUCACUAAUUUGUGACAUACAAUUUACUCGCAACAGCUGAAAUGACAGUAGUUUUCUUGUUUAGGAAUUCCAGAAGAUAUCUGCAUGAUUUUUGAACGUGUAAGGUUAUAUUGUCUCUAAGUGAGUCCUUGUAAACAAUGCAGGAUAUACAACAUGGUUAUAUUUACAUAGGGUACUGAGCAGCAUUGCAAAUACUGGUGAUUAUAUGUACUGAGACCUUAUCUUAUCUUAUUCUGAUAUCUUAUUUUAUCUGUUUAAAAGGGAAGGGUUGUAAAACACUGUUUAUAGGGGAGGGGAGUAAUUUUACUGUAUUGGGUUAUAAUUUUACUUUUUUAUUUAAGUCUUAUUACAUUAUAUUGUAUCUUGCUCUUUUGUACUUACAAUCUUAUUUUUCUCUCUUCUGUAAACGGGUGUACUGCAAGAAAGAAUUACCCGCAAGGGAUUACUAAAGUAAUUCUGAUUCUGUUUCUGAUUAAAUCACCAUUUUGACUCAGAGAACGCUGUCGUCUCACAGUCCUGCACCAGAUAUUAGCCUAUUAAUUGUAAUUAAUUCUCUAUGUAGUUGAAACUGUACGGUUCAUAUCGUGAUUAAUAUACAUAAUAAACAUUCCUAAAAGUUUAUCUCUUAAUUAAUGCAGUUAU
Menidia menidia (Atlantic silverside) is the source of this 3450-nucleotide messenger RNA. The record is from the annotation of a GenBank genome assembly. NCBI's taxonomy places the organism in Eukaryota, Metazoa, Chordata, Actinopteri, Atheriniformes, Atherinopsidae.